UGCAAUGUUUUGUGCGCAUCACUGCAUGCAUGCACGCAUCCGUCCAAGCGAAUUUACAAAACAUAAGUCCACUAGCAGACGAUUCUAUCCCUUUUCUGUAUCGCUGACAUAAGGCUCCUCCGCAACAGGGGAAACAGGAAGAAACGCAAUCUAACUAACAAGUAACUGAGAUCUUGUUUAUGACCAGAGGCCAUUGCUUUCUUCAUCACCCCACGCAAUCCGCUCGAAAAUAGUAAAACACAUGCCGGCCUGCUGACACUAUAAAACUGCUUCAUACUGUAUGCUUUGCACUGCCUCGAAACUUCUCACUUGCUUCAAAUUAGACCCUUCCUCUCAAAUACAGAGGUUUUCAUUAUUUCUCAUCCUAUUCGAGGACAAACGUGUGUCUGAACGUACAGCGAUCGACAUCAACUCGUGGCCGGCCGGGACUCUCGUUUAUAACGGAUUUGCAUUGAUUUUUUUGGUGAAGUUUGGAAAAUGGCGCCGAUAUAAUGCCACCCCUUCCCUUCCCCUCCAACAUACAUCAGUUACCUUCAUAUCCGAAGCAUCGAUUUGAGAAAAUGCAUUCAGCGAGAAACCUCCAUGAAGCAGCUUUUUCUGGAGAUUACGGAAGCAUUGAAAUUAUGCUCAGCCAAGGACUGAGUGCCGAUCUUGAGCUUCAGCAUUGCCUCACGCCGCUACACAAGGCAGCCAUGAAUGGUCAUUUAGAUUGUGCUCAACUCCUUGUACAACAUGGCGCCGAAGUCAAUGCAGUAGAUGCAGCAGGUCGCAGCCCCCUCCACUAUGCGGCCUCUAAUGGAUACCUGAAAGCAGUGAAGUGGUUUGUAGAGGAAGCAGAUGCCACCCCGGGUCUCCAGACCAAGAAGGGACACACUGCAAGAUUAUUUGCCAAGAAGCAUGGGCAUGGCAAAGUGGCAGUUUAUUUAGCUGAAGUUGAGAAUAGAUUAUGCGGCCAUCCCUGGCUUGGCACGACACUACCAACCUAGAUCCAUCACCAUGAUGUGCUCCUUCCUUCUCUUGCCUUUAUCUUCAUCGUCUGUGUGAUGUAUGUCCAACCAGCCGUCCAGAUGUUCAUCGCUAUUUUUGUACGUAGUUCUAGAUCACAAGGCUUAAAUCAAUUCUGCUUUCAACUGACAGAAUUAAGUAAUUCGUGUGAUGAUGGGGUGUGACGUUGUCCCCAUGCAGUCAUAGUUCGCGAACGAUGAAUUGGUACACUGAUCUGUCACAUUAUUAUGUUUUACAUGUUUGAAUGAAGCUCACGUGAUUUGGGUGCAUUCUCAGACCGACAGCACUCGAGGCCCAUGCACAACAUCAAUCUCGUAAAACUCAAAAGAAGUUGCCAAAAGAUCCGGUAUUGUUGGCUGUCGGACUCUUGGAUCGUCAGCAUUUUUUAACUCUCAAAUAAAGUGUCAGAAUAUACAUUAAUAAUUCAUUCAUAAUAUUCUGUUUUGGCGCAUGUCAGCAUGGUCAUGUUGUGAUUAUCAUCCCUAUUUAUGCACCGCCAAAGAGCUUUGAAAAUUAUUAUACCGGCUAUUAGAAUAAUAAUAAUGAUAAAUGUAACUCAAUAUAGCGCCAAAUCCACCGUGUGGAAUGCUCAAGGCGCAUGUAGCAAUUAUUAAGAAUUAAACAGAAGCGUUUCUACAUGAAAGUAUUGGGAGCCCAAUUUGAAGGCAAAUUUUCACUUAAAUUGUAUCAUAAUGUGAAAGAGGAUGUCAUUUAUUGGUCAUUUAAGACACAUUUCUGCAAGGAUUU
This is a messenger RNA of Strongylocentrotus purpuratus (purple sea urchin), 1752 nucleotides long. Its product is annotated as serine/threonine-protein phosphatase 6 regulatory ankyrin repeat subunit A-like. NCBI's taxonomy places the organism in Eukaryota, Metazoa, Echinodermata, Echinoidea, Camarodonta, Strongylocentrotidae. The coding region runs from base 492 to 986 and encodes 164 amino acids. Gene Ontology annotation, molecular function: protein binding. Gene Ontology annotation, cellular component: cytoplasm; nucleus. The record is from RefSeq and is a predicted model, not a curated record. The transcript has 5 exons.